AAUAAAAACGGCAAAUUUCUUUUUCUUUUUUUUUGUCUGAACACAAAAACGCAAACUUUAUGCACAACACAAACUACUAAAAUCUUUGAACAGCAAACAAAUAAAUAUUCUCGAAAAAACAAAAAAAUUCGACAUUUCUCUCUCUCUCUGUUUCGAUCAUGACACCAAUCUAUCAAUUCUUCAUCUUUUGGUUCUUCUUACAUUUCUCUGAAAUCUCCGCAGAUAACAACAAGAAUCUCAUCUUCAAAGGUUGUGCAAACCAGAAAUUCCCAGACCCAACCGGUGUUUUCUCUCAGAAUCUCAAAACUUUAUUCACUUCCUUAGUCUCUCAAUCAGCACAGACUUCUUUCGCGUCAACAACCGCCGGAACCGAUAACGCAACCGCCGUAAUCGGCGUUUUCCAGUGUCGCGGCGAUCUCACCGCCGCUCAGUGCUACGAUUGCGUCUCCAGAACCCCAAAACUCGUCUCUAAGCUCUGCCGCGGCGGCGGUGACGACAGAAAUGUUGUGGUGGCGGCGCGUGUGCAGCUCUCCGGUUGUUAUCUCCGGUACGAAGUCUCAGGGUUCCGGCAGACUUCCGGCACUGAGAUGCUGUACCGUGUCUGCGGGAAAAAACACUCCGGCGAUCCUGGUUUCUCCGGGAAGAGGGAUACAGCGUUUGGGAUGGCGGAGAACGGUGUGAAAACAGGAUCAUCCUCCUCCGGCGUCGGCGGCGGCGGCGGAGGAGGAGGAGGAGGGUUUUACGCGGGGCAGUAUGAGUCGGUAUAUGUGUUGGGACAGUGCGAGGGUAGUUUGGGAAAUUCAGAUUGUGGAGAAUGUGUGAAAGAUGGAUUUGAGAAAGCCAAGAGUGAGUGUGGAGAUUCAAUCUCUGGUCAGAUUUAUCUUCAUAAGUGCUUUGUUAGCUACAGUUACUACUCUCAUGGCGUUCCAAACAUUUCUUCACUUUCAGAUGGAGAGAAGAGACAACACACAGAAAGAACAAUAGCUUUGGUGGUGGGAGGAGUUGCAGUAUUAGGGUUUGUGAUUGUUUGUUUGUUGGUUUUGAAAUCUGCUAUGAAGAAGAAGAGUAAAUAUGAUGGUUAUUGAUUUUACCUACAAAAUUUAAUGAUUAGUACGAUAGUAGUAACUAGUAACCUGUCAAAUUGUAGAUUCAAGAUCAACUAUGAUAUUUGAUUUGAAUAAUGAAGAGAUUGGCCAACUUA
Molecule: messenger RNA, 1201 nt
Organism: Eutrema salsugineum
Lineage: Eukaryota; Viridiplantae; Streptophyta; Magnoliopsida; Brassicales; Brassicaceae
Product: cysteine-rich repeat secretory protein 56
Exons: 2
Coding region: 159-1085 (308 amino acids)
Biological process (GO): transport of virus in multicellular host; plasmodesmata-mediated intercellular transport
Cellular component (GO): plasmodesma
Source: RefSeq, a predicted model, not a curated record